AUGAAUUUGAGGAUUAUCUACAGUUUAAUCAUUUCAAUUAUCUAUUUGGUUGUCUUAACAACAGCCUUGCCUUUCAACCUGUUAGGACAAGCUCAGGUUUUCGAUGAUCUGGACGAUACCAAAGAUUUUCCGAUCGUCGAAAACUACGUUUACAAGGAAAAGACGCCAGACUCUGACAAGCCUACAUUAACAUUCUUCGAAGCACCGGUUACUCUCAGUAAUCCAAUUUAUAAUUUGGUGAAAAAGGCUCGUUUCAUAAUUCGAUGGAUUCGAUCAGACGACGAAUUGCCUUCAAAUUUCGAAAAUUCAUGA
Messenger RNA from Auanema sp. JU1783, 312 nucleotides. The record is from the annotation of a GenBank genome assembly. NCBI's taxonomy places the organism in Eukaryota, Metazoa, Nematoda, Chromadorea, Rhabditida, Rhabditidae.